This is a messenger RNA of Annulohypoxylon truncatum, 492 nucleotides long. Its product is annotated as YjgF-like protein. NCBI's taxonomy places the organism in Eukaryota, Fungi, Ascomycota, Sordariomycetes, Xylariales, Hypoxylaceae. The record is from RefSeq and is a predicted model, not a curated record. The transcript has 3 exons. The coding region runs from base 1 to 492 and encodes 163 amino acids.
AUGCACAUCAAGAUCCCCUGGACUAUCGGGCUUCUGGUUCAGGUAGCAUGUUCCCACGGCAGGAUAAAGCCGAACUACACCUCACCAUCUGGAGUACAGAUUUUCAAUCCGUCUAACUUUUUCAACGCCACGGGACCGUGGAGUUUGAUGUCUAUCGCGGGAGACACUUUGUACAUUUCCGGUAUGCGCGGCAUCUAUCCCCCGAACAGCACGCUCGCGCCGGUGGGCCUUGCUCGUGUGAGGCAAGCUUACCAGAACAUGGCGACGCUCGCCGAGAUGGUUGGAUCGGACGUCAAUUCCUGCGUGCGGCUGGUCGUCUACGUGACUGAUAUGUUCCGGUACCGGCCGAUGUGUAACCAAGCGCAGGUUGAAAUAUGGGGGGACGACCCCAGCAGAUAUCCGCCUCGGACGAUUAUCGAGGUGGGCAGACUGAAUGACGAUGACAUUGUCGAGGUGGAGGUCCUAGGCGGUAAGCAGCGCUCUAGAACAUAG